Messenger RNA from Belonocnema kinseyi, 1101 nucleotides. Its product is annotated as chymotrypsin-2-like. The transcript has 7 exons. Bases 2 to 775 code for a protein of 257 amino acids. Gene Ontology annotation, biological process: proteolysis. The record is from RefSeq and is a predicted model, not a curated record. Gene Ontology annotation, molecular function: serine-type endopeptidase activity. Lineage: Eukaryota; Metazoa; Arthropoda; Insecta; Hymenoptera; Cynipidae.
AAUGAUAUUUAAACUAUUGUUCGGUUUUGGCCUUCUGGCUUUCUCUAAUGCUCGAGUACUUGAAUGGAAUCCACUAGCUCCCAGAAUUGUCAAUGGAGAAGAUGCUAAAUCUGGAGAAAUACCUUAUCAGGUAUCUCUUCAAACUACAUACAACUUUCACUUUUGCGGAGGUUCAGUUUUAAAUGAAAACUAUGUCAUCACUGCAGCCCACUGUGUUGUAGGACAAAUUGCUUCUGGAAUUAAAGUAGUAGCUGGUACAUUGAAAUUGAGCAAUCCAAAAGCAACACAUAAGAUCCAAGAAAUAAUUGUUCACAAAAAAUACAAUCCCAGCAAUUCUUGGAAAAAUGAUAUUGCUCUAUUAAAAGUGAAAGUCCCAUUCAAUAUCAGUGAUGAACUUAAGAUGAUUUCUCUUCCAAAAUCUAAUCAAAUCGUUUCUGAAAAUCAGAAGGCUGUUGUCUCUGGCUGGGGCAAUCUUAGACUGGGUGGUUCUCCUCCUGAUCAUUUGCAACGAGUUGAUCUUAUAAUUUCUGCUCAAGAAUUUUGUAGAAGUGUAUAUGAAAGUAUGGGUCUUUCUGUUCACGAUUCUCAAAUAUGUGCGUAUGAUCCAGUGGACGAGAAAGGAUCCUGUCACGGUGAUUCUGGUGGUCCAUUGACUGUGGAAGGCAAGCUCGUUGGUCUUGUUUCUUGGGCAAAUGGGUGUGCAAAAACUGAGUAUCCGACGGUUUAUACUAGAGUAUCUGAAUUCCUGGACUGGAUCAAAGAAAACGCGGUCUAAUUGUUUUGUGCAGUAUAUUUAUUAUAUAAUUACAAUUAAAGCGUGUAGGUUAUUUCAAAUUUUGAUAUCUUCUAUAAGUGUUUAGGUUUUUAUAAAUUGUCUAAUUGUACCGAUUUUUUGGUACGACUAUUUUUUGGUACAACUUAGCCCAACUAAUAAUUGGGCGCCAAUCGGGCCCCAACUGGGCAGCCCAAUUAACAAAAAGUGACAUUAAAUUACAAAUUAUUUUCAUUAAAUAAUUACGUAGGUGCAAUCUAACACAAAUCUUGAAACUUUACCAAUUAUUUCGAAUUUUUCAUUAUCAAAACUUAUGUUGAUAAAGUCGG